This is a messenger RNA of Pteropus alecto (black flying fox), 3312 nucleotides long. It is a transcript of the gene CACTIN, whose product is annotated as cactin, spliceosome C complex subunit. The transcript is spliced from 10 exons. Gene Ontology annotation, molecular function: protein binding. Gene Ontology annotation, cellular component: spliceosomal complex; cytoplasm. The record is from RefSeq and is a predicted model, not a curated record. Gene Ontology annotation, biological process: mRNA cis splicing, via spliceosome; negative regulation of innate immune response. NCBI's taxonomy places the organism in Eukaryota, Metazoa, Chordata, Mammalia, Chiroptera, Pteropodidae. The coding region runs from base 21 to 2276 and encodes 751 amino acids.
CGCCGCCACCGUCCCAGCCGAUGGGUCGCGGCACACGCUCGCGCUCGCGGUCGGCGGGUCGCAGGGGCCGCAGACAGCGGAGCCGGAGCCGGAGUCGGAGCGGGAGCCACGGUCGGCGAAGCCGCCGGCGCCGGGAUGACGAGGGGCGGCGCAGGCGAAGGCGGCGGAGCCGGGAGCGCAGGUCCGAUUCGGAGGAGGGCCAGUGGCAGCGGCAGAGGCGGCAGAGCCGGAGCCCCCGACCACCCCGAUGGCGCUCCCGGGACCGUUCCUCUCAGUCAGACUCGGGCAACGAGCAGCAGCGGGGCCACUGGGCACAUCGGGCCCACCGGCGGUGGACGCGCUCCUGGUCCCCGGGCUCCUCCACGUCCAGCUCGGCGUCAGCAGACCCCUCCCAGAACUCGCGAGAGGUGGCCGAGGCCCUGAGCCAGCAGAGCUUGCAGGAGCGGCUGCGGCUGCGUGAGGAGCGGAAGCAGCAGGAGGAGCUGAUGAAGGCCUUCGAGACGCCCGAGGAGAAGCGGGCGCGGCGGCUGGCGAAGAAGGAGGCCAAGGAGCGGAAGAAGCGGGAGAAGAUGGGCUGGGGCGAGGAGUACAUGGGCUACACCAACACGGACAACCCCUUCGGCGACAACAACCUCCUGGGCACCUUCAUCUGGAACAAGGCCCUGGAGAAGAAGGGGAUCAGCCACCUGGAGGAGAAGGAGCUGAAGGAGCGGAACAAGAGGAUCCAGGAGGACAAUCGGCUGGAGCUGCAGAAGGUGAAGCAGCUGCGGCUGGAGCGGGAGCGCGAGAAAGCCAUGCGUGAGCAGGAGCUGGAGAUGCUGCAGCGGGAGAAGGAGGCCGAGCACUUCAAGACCUGGGAGGAGCAGGAGGACAACUUCCACCUCCAGCAGGCCAAGCUGCGCUCCAAGAUCCGCAUCCGGGAUGGGCGGGCCAAGCCCAUCGACCUGUUGGCCAAGUACAUCAGCGCCGAGGACGACGACCUGGCUGUGGAGAUGCACGAGCCUUACACCUUCCUCAAUGGCCUCACGGUGGCCGACAUGGAGGACCUGCUGGAGGAUAUCCAGGUGUACAUGGAACUCGAGCAGGGCAAGAACGUGGACUUCUGGCGCGACAUGACCAUCAUCACGGAGGACGAGAUCGCCAAGCUCCGCAAGCUGGAGGCCUCAGGCAAGGGGCCAGGCGAGCGGCGAGAGGGCGUCAACGCGUCAGUCAGCUCCGACGUGCAGUCGGUCUUCAAGGGGAAGACGUACAGCCAGCUGCAGGUCAUCUUCCAGGGCAUCGAGGGCAAGAUUCGGGCUGGGGGCCCCAACUUGGACAUGGGCUACUGGGAGAGCCUGCUGCAGCAGCUGCGUGCCCACAUGGCGCGUGCCAGGCUCCGCGAGCGGCACCAGGACGUGCUGCGGCAGAAGCUCUACAAGCUGAAGCAGGAGCAGGGUGUGGAGAGCGAGCCGCUGUUCCCCAUCCUCAAGCAGGAGCCCCCGUCUCCUGGCCACAGCCUGGAGCCCGAGGACCCGGCUCCAACCCCUCCCGGGCCGUCCUCCGAGGGUGGCUCCCCCGAGCCUGAGGCAGACGGGGCUGCGCCUGCAGAAGGGGAGGCGGAGGCCGAGGGGGAAGCGGUGCUCAUGGAGGAGGACCUGAUCCAGCAGAGCCUGGACGACUACGACGCCGGCAAGUACAGCCCCCGGCUGCUCUCCGCUCAUGAGCUGCCGCUGGACGCGCACGUGCUGGAACCUGACGAGGAUCUGCAGCGCCUGCAGCUCUCCAGGCAGCAGCUUCAGGUCACCGGCGACGCGAGCGAGAGCGCGGAGGACAUCUUCUUCCGGCGGGCCAAGGAGGGCAUGGGCCAGGACGAGGCCCAGUUCAGCGUGGAGAUGCCACUGACGGGCAAGGCCUACCUGUGGGCCGACAAGUACCGGCCGCGCAAGCCCCGCUUCUUCAACCGCGUGCACACGGGCUUCGAGUGGAACAAGUACAACCAGACGCACUACGACUUCGACAACCCGCCGCCCAAGAUCGUGCAGGGCUACAAGUUCAACAUCUUCUACCCCGACCUCAUCGACAAGCGCUCCACGCCCGAGUACUUCCUGGAGGCCUGCCCCGACAACAAGGACUUCGCCACCCUGCGCUUCCACGCGGGGCCGCCCUACGAGGACAUCGCCUUCAAGAUCGUCAACCGCGAGUGGGAGUACUCGCACCGCCACGGCUUCCGCUGCCAGUUCGCCAAUGGCAUCUUCCAGCUCUGGUUCCACUUCAAGCGCUACCGCUACCGGCGGUGAUGGCCCACCUGCUGGCGGCGGCGGGGCCAGCAGCUUCCCCCGGCCCAUUCACAGCCCCCCUCGGGCUGGGCCUGCCCCUCCCUGGCCUCACUUUCUCGGUAUGGACCCAGGUCACAAUGGAACCUCCUUGGCGAGCAGGGGGGAUGACCAGGACAGGCUGGGCCAGGGUUCCAACAGGCAGGAGCUGCCGCUGGGGGUUCUCGGAGCCCAGGGGACCCAGCAGGUGCCGACCAAACUCGCUGUCCAUGUGGGCAGACUCGGCCCAAGCCCCACUCUGGGACAGGCCCUGCGGUAUGGGGCCUGGACACGGGGCGCAGGAAACCAGAGCCAGCGUUGACUGGCCUGGCACUCGGCCAGUGGCCGCAGGACCCACGCUCCCGCUCUGUCAGCUGGGCUCCCAUGGAGCCCACAGCAGCAGACGCCGGAGCCUUGCCAUGCACUUUCCAGAGAAUGUCGGAGGGAUUUCCAAGUCUUGCGGUCCUCCCACGUCACCCCUGGUGCUGGCUUUGGGGUCAUUCACCCCCCCAAGCGGGCGUGAAGGACACAUUGUCCACCAUCAGAUCCAGGAACCAAGGGCCAUGGGGAACAUCCUUGCUCGGCUGCUGAGCGAAGAAGCUCCCAGGAGCCCAGCCUCCGUGGUACCCCCAUCCCGCUGGGUGUCCCCUCCCUUCAGGACAGCUGUGUUCCACCACGGAGCUGCCUGCCUUGCCCCAUGUCUGACAGGGACAGCCACUCCCCCACAGCCAGAUUGUCAGCAGUUCCCCAGGCAGGCCGACCCCAGGAAUAUUUUUAACAAUUUAUUACAGAUUCUUCCAGCCUACAGUGGGAGGACCCUGCCCCAGACCCAGACCCUGAAGUGCCACCUCCAGGCCCCUGGGACAGCCCCAGCCAACACCCAGUUUCAUCUGGAAAUAUUUUAGGUUGUUUCCUAAAAAGACUUUUUUAGGCAUGUGGGGAGAAAUCUUGUUUAUUUUCAUUUAAAUUGUCGACUCAGGAGAGUGCAUGGUUUUUUAAUAAACACUUUAUUUUAGAAUAA